UCGUUUCUUUGUUUUUUUUCUGUGUGAUUGCCAGUCAUCAUUCUUAAUGUCACCAUUUUCAUAAGCUAAAGCACUAUUUCCAUCCAGGUUGAAUAAUUCAUUGCACACUUCAAUUUGUUUUGCCUCAAGGUUAGACAUGUUAUGAUUCGUGGAUCCCCCUGUAUGAUUCGUUUUGUUAAUCUUCUCUUUAUCAGCUCCGUUUUUUAUGUUUAUAUUUACCUGGUUUUUGUUGGAAUGUAAUUUGAUGUCAGGUAUUUGUAUUUCAGGAGAUGUUUUUCCAGCAACUAGUUUUUUUUGUAAGUUGCCCUUAUUUUGAAGAUUUGAAUUUUCUGCAUUUUGCGAAAAGUAGUGGUGAACAAGUUUUUUGAUAGUCUCUUCUACUACAUUAGGGCUCUCCUGUCUGUGUGAGUGACAGGGUGUUCCGAAUUUUUCUGUAUUUAGCUGUUCCAGUGUAUGAAUUUUUUCUUCGAGUAUUAUCGUUUUUUCUUUCAUCAAGAAACUCGUAUCAGAAUCCGCUGAAGUUCUAAGUCAUCUCUGUAGAGUAGUAAUAAGCAUAGGACUACUUGUGUUUGUCUUUGGUCAGUCAUAUAGUUAUUCAUUUUUGUUUACAUAUGGAGGCCACAAUCUGGUAGAAAAUACUUUACCGGUCACAAUGCUGCGGUUCCACAGCCUUGCUGUUGUUCUUUUGGCAAUAAACGGUGUAACAGAGGGAUUUGUUCUUGCCACUAUCGGUAGCAAGGAACUUGAUAGGUACAAUUAUCUAAUGGUCAUAUUUUCAAUAACAUUUUUAAUGAUUGCCUAUCUCUUCACAUACUUUGUUGGUCCAGUGGGAUUCAUUUUAGCCAAUUGUGUCAACAUGGCAGUUAGAAUUGGACACAGCAUAAUUUUCACAAAGAAAAAAUAUAAGGAUACCAAAUACAAUCCUCUCAGUGGUUUAAUACCAGGUUACAAAUUUGUGAUAGGACUGGUGAUCUCAGGAAUCAUUACAAAACUUAGUGAGGUGGGUAAAAAUGAACCUAUGUUUAAUUGUUUUUUUGGAUAUUCCCAAGUGGAAUUUAAAAUGGUUGGUUUUCAGGUAUACAUACUCGAAAAAUCAAUGGUUCUGCACAUUGGAAUAGGAGCUGCAUGUUUCGUAUUUACAUUAAUUAUGUGGGCAUUUGAAAAUCGCCAGCUGUUGAAAUUGGGAUAUGCCCAAUACAAGAGGAAAAGUCUGACGAAAAGUGAUUAAAAUAGUUUGAGUCUGUUAAAUUUGUUGAAGAAAUUUAUAAACGACGUUACUAAA
Molecule: messenger RNA, 1282 nt
Organism: Leptinotarsa decemlineata (Colorado potato beetle)
Lineage: Eukaryota; Metazoa; Arthropoda; Insecta; Coleoptera; Chrysomelidae
Product: man(5)GlcNAc(2)-PP-dolichol translocation protein RFT1
Biological process (GO): glycolipid translocation; dolichol-linked oligosaccharide biosynthetic process
Cellular component (GO): endoplasmic reticulum membrane
Source: RefSeq, a predicted model, not a curated record